Messenger RNA from Gongylonema pulchrum, 498 nucleotides. NCBI's taxonomy places the organism in Eukaryota, Metazoa, Nematoda, Chromadorea, Rhabditida, Gongylonematidae. The record is from the annotation of a GenBank genome assembly.
AUGGGUCUACAUCACAACUUCUGCCUUUCGAAUCUUUCGCUAGCGGCGCACAAACUGCCACACUUAUGGACACCGAAUGUUUGCCUUGUGAACAGUAAAAAGGUCACAAUCCAUGCAUCGCCGUCUCAGAAUAUCCUUCUCAUGGUAUUUCCGAAUGGAACCGUUUGGCUCAAUUACAGGGUUAGUUUGCAGGGACCGUGCCAACUUGAUCUAACAUAUUUUCCAAUGGAUACGCAGCACUGUAGCCUUAUUUUCGAGAGUUAUUCGUAUAACACAGCGGAAGUACGUAUAAUAUGGCGUGAUUGGGAGCCGAUAUCAAUACCGGACCCAAACAGCAAAAAUCUUCCCGACUUUGAACUUAUCCAGACAGCAAAUAGGAAUCAAACUCUGGUUUAUACAGCUGGGCUCUGGGAUCAGCUUGAAGCCGUUUUCACUUUUCGCCGUUUGUACGGCUACUAUAUUUUACAAGCAAGUUUUGCUUUCCAAUAUUUUCACUGA